Messenger RNA from Drosophila navojoa, 2301 nucleotides. RefSeq lists its product as uncharacterized. Lineage: Eukaryota; Metazoa; Arthropoda; Insecta; Diptera; Drosophilidae. The record is from RefSeq and is a predicted model, not a curated record.
GGAUACAAUACAUACUCAGCUCGCAUAGAGGGUAAUCAGAUAUCUGCAGCUAUAUGGAGGCAAUUGCAGAGAAUAAUAACAAAGAUGUGCAUGGACUCAACAUGGAGUCCAUGGAGAACCUGUUAACCGAAACAACAGAUAAAUCGCUUGUGACCAAAAUAAACUUCCUAUCAGCAGGGAAUGUGUGCGCCACCCGAAAGCCGGUGCCGGACUGUGUGGCACACGACUUGGUGAACGAAGUCUGCGAUGUGAUCAAGAAGGCCGAAACCUUUGGCGUUAACGUGAGCAGCAGCGACUGUCAGGUGCUUCCCAAAAUUCGUAGAAAGCUGAACGAAUGCAUUGACGAUGACUACGACGACGAUGACGACGAUAUGGAUCCGCGUCUCAAGUGUUGGAAGAAAAUGCUCCAUGAGCGUAAAUUGCUGCAAAAGCGCAUCGAGCGACAGACGGGCAAGCGUGCGGAGGAUGUCCUCUUCAAUCGCCAUGCGACCAUCGAUGCGCAGACGAAACGGAUGCUCAUCCGUCUAAUUGAUACGGCCGAGCGCAGCGAGGGAGCACCGCCGACGCAGAAAAAGCCGGUACUAAAGAUGCGCCAGGAUCCGGCGCAUUGCCGCCAGCUGGCCGAAUUGCCCGUGGCCGAGCCUCGGCUGCCGGAGUUUGAGUUCGUGGGCUUCUCGGAGGUGGCACAAAUCGAGCUGGCCGACACACUGCACCCGGCCGAGAGCAAAUGGCAGCGCUCCGAGGCGCUGGGCAAGCGGCUCGAGCAGCAGGAGGAAAACAUUAUGCGUGUUCUUCAAUAUUGUCCAGACUUCAAUCAACUGCAGGUCGCAUCGGCGUCCAAGCGCUGCAAGCAAAAUGUGCUGCAGAGCCAAACAGUUGGCGAAGAUGUUAUUUACAAGGUGUCCACCGAAACAAUCGACGAGGCACAGCAAACGCCACGGCAAUCGCCCUCGCAAUCGAUAGCGCCAUCGAAAUCCAUAAUCAAGACCAAAACUCCGCGCCCUCCGGUGGCCGAGGUCAAGGCAACCGCAGUGCCUGCUCUCAAUGCGGUUAAGAUAAAUGGGCGUGUCUUUGGGUUUGGCGUCGAUCAUGGCAUCCUCAGCGAUGACAUGCAGAUAUUCUUCCAAUGCGAUCCGCUCCAGCGCAUGCGCAAGACCAUCGUCCUUCUGGAGAACAUCGGCAACUGUUUGAUCCAAGUGCGCUGGCAGUCGUGCGCCAUCUACAAGAAGGAGCUGCAGCAGCACCUGGUCCUGAACAACGAGUUCCUGUUCGACACCCAGCCCUUUGUGCUGCUGCCUGGAACACAGCGUCGCAUCGACGUCAUGUUCCAGCCCAUGUGGGUGGGCAUUAAGAAGCAGCGCUGGUGCCUGAAUCUGACGCGCUCGGCCAUCUGUGGCAUGCGGCGUCUCUAUGUGCGCUUUCAUGGCGUUUGCACAACGCCCGUGGCCUAUCGCGAGCGACUCGAGCGGGACCAGCAGCUGAUCAUAGACAAGCAGCAGACCCAGUUCACUGAGCGCCUGGCCGGCAUACAUGCGGAGCUGGCGCCCAUUGUGGAGAAUUGCAAUCUAAAGUGCCCCUAUGAGCGUCAGCUGGACGAACGCGAACUGUUUACUGCCCAAAAUCCUGGCUUCAAAGUCGAGCGCUAUGCGGAUCUGGAGACACUCAAGGAGCUCUACAUGCUGGUGAAGAAGCCACGCCAGCCGCCCUGGGACUAUCGCCUGGAGACGUUGAGGCAGUGCAUCUACCAGCACGAGGUGCAGCAGCGUGAGUCUCUGCAGAACAUACUCGUCGAGGUGCUGGCUCCCAUGCGCUGCAACUCUGGCGAAAUCUACGAGGACCUGCAUCUCAGCCAGCAGCAGGAGCGCUCGUGCUAUCUCUAUGUGCGCGGCAUCAUCAGCAGCACAAUCGAGAACUGGGAGAUACAGAGCGAGGGGCUGGGCCAGCAGUUCUUCAAGUCCGAGCUGCAGGUCUACAUCAACGAUUUGACCCAGAAGGGCGAAGAGAUGCCGGCCGAUUCGGAGUACGUGGAGUGGCUAAUCUCCCGAAAGGUUCUGCACAGCAAGUUCUUCAAGGACUCGCUCUUCAUACAAACCUACACGCUGGUCUGCGAUGCUGUCGAAAAUAUUGUGUCUGCCAUUGAGAGCACCAAAAAGGUUUAAGAAUUCACUCACAAAAAGGUCCAUCUAGUGCUCGUCUGCCUAGUUUCUCACUUCAAAUCGAGUUUCGAUUUUUGUACAUUUUUUUUUUUAGAGAUUCCAAAUCGAAAUCAUUCUCUAAAUAUACCUAAUUCGAAUAUUUCAA